Piliocolobus tephrosceles (Ugandan red Colobus) is the source of this 1376-nucleotide messenger RNA. RefSeq names its product translation initiation factor IF-2-like. The coding region runs from base 1 to 768 and encodes 255 amino acids. The transcript has 4 exons. Lineage: Eukaryota; Metazoa; Chordata; Mammalia; Primates; Cercopithecidae. The record is from RefSeq and is a predicted model, not a curated record.
AUGCCUGUGCCCAAGUGGGGAAUCUGGAGCCAGGAGGGCGGCGGGGGAAGAGGAGGUGCAAGGCGAGCCCUCUGCGCAAUUGGGCUACGGGCGGCCGCUGGCAGAAGGGCCGGGCCUGGCACCGACGCAAGCUCGGGGAGCGCGGGCGGUGGGAGGCGGCGCGUGUUGAACAGGAAGUGCGCGGCGUGCAGCGCCACCGUCCCUCUCCCCGCCGCCCCACGCCGCCCUAGUCGCCGCGCCCCGUCCCCUGCGGCCGCCGCCGCUCAAGACUCGCUCCGAGCUGGUUUCGGACCCAUCCCGCCUCCCGGCGUCUCAGCCUGUGCUCGACCCCUUGAAACACGCCCCCGCCCCCGCCCCGCCGCAGACCCGGCAGCCAGGAAGCCCACGGCCUCGGGGGGCUGCGCGCGGAGCAGCACGUGCUUCGCUAAACACCGCAGCCCCAGGUCCUGCCCCGCCCCGCGCGCGCACUCGAACCCGCCCAGAGAGCGGUGCGCGGCGCUGGGUGCGAGCAGGGUCUCCCCAUCCCCACCCCCACCCCCCCACCCCCCCCCACCCACCCCACCCGGCUUUUUUCAGGUUCAUCAAGGUUUGCAUAGUGGAUCCGCGGUAAGUGCGUGUCCCCCCGCCGCGGGAAACGUGGGGCUUCUGAGACUGCGGAAAGAAUUGGGAGAAGGAGAAGGAGAGGGCUCGGAGAUCCGGACGAGGGUUCCCCGUGCUGCCCAGAAUGAAGCCAGCCUGGAAGAUCCCCAGUCUCCAGACAGAGCCUGACAGGGGCAGAUGCUCUGGGAGGACCCUGCCUGGGUUCAGCAACCAAGCAGCCAUCCUGGCCCCACAGGUGUGGGUGUCUGGGUCUUCUCCUGGCUGGCUUCUUGCUAGAGGAUUUCAAGAGACCCAGCAAGACUGUAUUAUCCCACUGAAUGCUCAAGAUAUUGGUUAGAAGUAGAAAAGGGGAGGGGCUAGUAUUUAGCCUCUGUCCCCCCUCAAAAUUAUUCCCAAUUGUCAUUUGUGUCAUCUCUUUAGCUUACAGUUUUAAUCCUUGUCAAAAUGAUCAUUUGCCAGGGUGCAAAAACCUGAUGCAGGUUUGAUGAGAACUGGUUUUAAAGGAAAAUGGGGCCAUCAGAAGAAAGCGGGUGGUGUGAAGAGACAUCUGGGAAGAGCCCUGGUGAGGACCCUCAUUCCACUGGGUGACCCAGAAGAAGAAAACGGCGAUGGCACUUCUCAUUCGAAAUGUUUUCUUUAUGGACAGUGUUUAGCAAUUGUUAUAAUGUGUACUUUUGUUGAUUGAUCUGUGUAAAUAUGUAAAAUAAUUUGUUCUCUGAGUUAAUUUUGUUGGAACAAAGACUUUAGUGCUUCCUAAAUUAAAACAUUUUACUGUA